Monopterus albus (swamp eel) is the source of this 3040-nucleotide messenger RNA. RefSeq names its product lysophosphatidylcholine acyltransferase 2 (gene lpcat2). Gene Ontology annotation, molecular function: calcium ion binding; lysophosphatidic acid acyltransferase activity; 1-acylglycerophosphocholine O-acyltransferase activity. Lineage: Eukaryota; Metazoa; Chordata; Actinopteri; Synbranchiformes; Synbranchidae. Gene Ontology annotation, cellular component: endoplasmic reticulum. Bases 374 to 1951 code for a protein of 525 amino acids. The transcript is spliced from 14 exons. The record is from RefSeq and is a predicted model, not a curated record.
UCACAAAGCAUGUGUGGUCAGAGACUGCACCAUGUUCCUGUUUUCUUCCAUCUGUUUGUAAAAGCAUAUUUAUUAAAUAGAUGCCCAGUAGGAUCGCAGCAUCCUUUAGACAUGCAGAAUGAGGGUUCAGUGAUUUCUUUUGAAACUGAGAGGCUAUAGAAACACACUGGCCGGACUCGACCUUGCUGCAACCACCGCGGAGGUGGAGCCUGAAGCGCCUGUCCGAUUCCGCUUUCGCUGCUCUGGGUGCGCGCUCGUCCGUGUGACUGUGUGACAUGGGAAAUGGAGAGGAAGGCCACUGUUGAGGAAGUGAAAUGAUAACACAACGGCGCCUAGAUUACGACGUUUGCCUGUUUUCGCUUUCUGGACAGCAAUGUCGUCUCAACGAGUAUUCGCCCUGCCGAGGCAACAGUCUCUGCUCCUGCCCGCAGUCAUCAACCCGUUUGUGCAAGACACUAAACUGACCAAAGCUGAUAGAAUAAAAUGCGUCCUUCUGGGAAUCUUUCUGGUCCCUCUACGCGCCAUCCUGGCGUCUCUGGUUCUCAUGGUGACAUGGACGGUGGCCUUCAUAAUAACCUUCAACCAUCCCCUUAAAGGAGCCGUGGAGCCAAUGACAGGGUGGAGAAGGUUCAUGUGUAGGAGGGUGAUGGCUGCCUUAGGGAGGACUUACUACUUCUGCUUGGGCUUCAGAGUGGUGGUUAAGGGCAAGCAGGUUAGCAGCAGUGAGGCCCCCAUCCUGGCUGUGGCCCCCCACUCCACAUUUUUUGAUGGAAUUGUGUGUAUUGUCGCAGGCCUGCCCUCCACUGUCUCUCGUGUUGAGAACCUGGCUACACCCAUCUUUGGCAGGCUUGUGCGCUGUCUUCAGCCUGUGCUGGUGUCCAGAAAGGACCCAGACUCCAGGAAGAAUACUAUCCAAGAGAUAGACAGCAGAGCCAAGUCAGGAGGCCGCUGGCCACAGGUUUUGAUAUUUCCAGAGGGAACAUGUACAAAUCGUUCAUGUCUUAUCACAUUCAAGCAAGGGGCCUUUAUUCCAGGGGUCCCUGUGCAGCCUGUGCUUAUGAGAUAUCCCAACAAACUAGAUACAGUGACUUGGACUUGGCAGGGUUUUAGCUCGAGGAUACUGCUGCUUCUAACACUGUGCCAGCUGUACACUACGGUAGAGAUAGAGUUCUUGCCGCCGCAUAUUCCCACAGAGGAAGAGAAGAAAAGCCCGGCUCUGUUUGCCUGCAGAGUGCGAGCCACUAUGGCCAAGGCUUUGGGUGUUCCUGUGACAGACCACACAUAUGAAGACUGCCGUCUGAUGAUCUCAGCUGGCGAGAUGAUGCUACCCAUGGAGGCUGGCCUGGUUGAGUUUACCAAAAUUAGCCGCAAACUCAAUCUGAAGUGGGACAGUGUGAGAAAAGAGCUGGAGGGUUUUGCAACCAUGGCCAGUUCCUGUAAGGGAGGACGGAUCUCCAUUGAGGAGUUUGCCAAAUUCCUGAAGCUACCUGUAAACCCAGCCCUGGAGGAGCUGUUUGCACUCUUUGACAGGAAUGGAGAUGGCACCAUUGACUUCAGAGAGUAUGUUAUCGGCGUGACCAUCUUGUGUCGACCAGCUAACACCCAAGAUGUUCUUCAAAUGGCUUUCCAGCUGUUUGAUAUAGAUGAGGAUGGGAAAAUCACACGAGAGGAGUUUACUUCUCUGCUGCGCUCCGCGUUGGGUGUGUCAGAUCUCAACAUGGCCAAGCUCUUCAAGGAAAUUGAUGCUGACGGCUCUGGUUUCAUCACCUUCAGUGAAUUUCAAGCCUUUGCCACGACCCACCCAGAAUAUGCCAAGCUCUUCACCACCUACCUGGAGCUUCAGAGAUACCAAGCUAUCCAGGAGGGGAUGCCAGAUGAUCUGGAAUUGGGUGGUCAGACAAGUUCAGGGGAAAAACAGGAAGACAGUAGCUCUGACAAGAAAGAGGACUGAGGCACAAUCCAACUGUAAGCCCUGCUUGACUGCACUGAAAGACAGAACACUCUGUCCUCUGCACUGAGAAGGAAACAGCCGAGUAUCCAGCAACUUUUAGCAAAUCCAAGUCAUUUGCCACAGCAGUGCCAUAUUAUAGAUCAUGUGCUUGCCUUUUUAUAGACAUGGUUUUUAGAAUACUUCUGUUUUCAAUUUUAGUGCCAUAUAUAGAUUUGAAUGAAAAGCUUGAAGUCACAGCACAAGAAAUAUCUUAUUGCGGCAUCUCUGUAUAGUAUUGUGUGGGUCUUUUUGGUUAUGUGUCCAUCAGAAAAAACUAAAUCAAAAGCUAGUCAUGGGAUGAAAAUAGGUCAGAAAUCUCAUCAAUAUUUUCAAAAACCAUCUAAACCCUGCAACCCUGUUUUUGGACUUAUGUUGUUAGUGACAGUGUAUUAUGUUAUACUUGAGUACUGUCAUUGUAAACUGCCUCACCAUGUUUUUGACUUUGUACUUUCAAUACACCAUUUCUUACCCUUGUCUGGACUUAGAUGAACGCAACUUGCUGUACCUUGUGGUCUUCUGUAAAUUAGUGGAAAGGUUUGCCAAACCAUCGACCUUUUAAGACAUAAGCAAAGAGUCUUUGUGCUUUCGUGUUGUAAUAUAAUUAGUGUACACUAAGGUUUAUUAAGAUCUGUCCACUCUUGCAACCUAUAGAUGUUCUGUAUUAUAGCUAUAUCUACCAAGAGCUUACAUGCUGUGUAUUACACUUUUUUCCAGUGCUCAGGGACACAGAUCGUGUAACAUAGCUGUAUAAUUAGCCAGAGGUUUACUUUGCAUGUGUAUCUAUUUCCAUUUUUACUGAAGAUUGUUGUUGCUGAGACAGCAACAGCAUCUAAGCAGCUUUACAUUUACUAAAGCAAAUAAACCAGUUAAAAUAGGGCAAUUUGUGAGCAAAAAAGCAACAGUACUUCUUCACAACAGCAUAUUCCAGCAGUGUAUGCUUUACGAUGAACUAAGUGGCACUGUUAUUUAUAUAUCAGGGUGCAUUGCCAUUAUCUUUUUUGUUAACACUGUAAAGUUUGCCUUCUAAAAUAAAACAAAAACAUAAUUGUA